Messenger RNA from Raphanus sativus (radish), 1248 nucleotides. RefSeq lists its product as uncharacterized. NCBI's taxonomy places the organism in Eukaryota, Viridiplantae, Streptophyta, Magnoliopsida, Brassicales, Brassicaceae. The record is from RefSeq and is a predicted model, not a curated record. Bases 1 to 1224 code for a protein of 407 amino acids. The transcript is spliced from 7 exons.
AUGAUGCUUAAUCAGAUCAUGGUUUUCCUCAUUCUCGGUAUGGUCAUACCAAUCGUAGUCGGAAAUUUUCUCGGAAAGAGCAAACUCUCCGAUCUCCAUGAGCAGGAAAUCGAACUACGGUUGAAACAACUCAACAAACCGGCCACUAAAUCCAUCCAUAGUCCAGACGGAGAUAUAAUUGAUUGUAUAUGGAUCUACGACCAGCCAGCUUUUGAUCAUCCUUUAUUCAAAAAUCACACCAUUCAGAUGCAGCCGAAAAUUAACUCGAUAAAAGACAAAACAGGAGGUAAUAAGCCCGAUAUUAUACACCAAUUGUGGCGCACAAAAGGUGAAUGUCCGGAGGACACUAUUCCCAUCAGAAGAACAACAAAAGAUGAUCUGUUAAGAUCAGAUUCGAUCGAAAACUAUGGAAGAAAGAGUCCACCACCAACUCUUUAUCACACUGACGGUGCUCAGCCCGAGGAAGUUCAUGAGCAUACGUGUGUUUACGUGGACUAUGGUCAGUUCCAUGGCAGCAAGAGCCGUAUAAGUAUAUGGAAACCAAAUGUUCUAAGGACAAGAGAGUUUAGUUUGGCUCAAACAUGGGUCGUUAAUGGAGAUUGGGACACUGGUUUGAACUCUUUGGAGUCUGGUUGGCAGAUCUUGCAUGCUUUGUACGGUGACAAGAACCCAAGACUCUUCGCCUAUUGGACGCGCGACACAUACCAAGAAACCGGAUGUUACAAUCUUGACUGUCCAGGCUUUGUACAAGUGAGCAGACACAUCUCUCUUGGUGCGGCUCUCAACACUUUCUCAACCUACAACGGUGAACAAUACGACUUCCUUCUAACUAUCGAGAAGGAUCAAGAAACUGGACUUUGGUGGUUGAAGUUUGAGACGUACCUAAUAGGGUACUGGCCAAGCUUUAUAGUCCCCAAGCUAGCAGUCUCAGCAAGAAAGAUCGCUUGGGGAGGUGAAAUUGUGUAUUACACUAGAGGCCAGGGGACACAUACGCUUACGCAAAUGGGGAGUGGCCAUUUUGCCGAGAAAGGAUUUAGGAAGGCUGCUUAUUUCAAUAGCUUAGAGUACAUCGAUACAUCUAACUAUCCGAUCACACCCUCUCCACAACAUCUUGAAGCUACAGUGACUCGGCCUGAAUGCUAUAACCUCAUGGUUGGCUCAAGCCAGAGGUGGGGAACUUACUUUUUCUAUGGUGGACCUGGUCGCAAUCCUCAGUGUCCAUGAAUCACUAGACUAAGCCAAAACUAA